AUGCAACUUAGGAAUGGAACAGUAGUAGCACAGAACGUACUUCAAUUGCAGAGCAGGCCCCUUUUUGAGGAAGGCGCUCGGCUAAUCUUCUCGAAAUGGACGGCGCUCGCUUUGGCAGUGGAGAACCAGUGGGGCGGGAGCAACAGCGCAGAAAAAGCCGACUUGCUACUGCAUGACUGCCUGGACUGGUUCUACAACAAGAGAGAGCACUACGUGGACGAGUUGGAGGAAAACCUUGAUGACGCCAUCCUGCAGGACUUCAACUUGGAAGCGGAGGACGGCAGCCCGCAUCAGGUUGCCGAUGCACUUGUGAAGUUGCACAACGAGCUGGUCGCGGGAAGUACCACAUACUUGGAACAGCUGCGGAGUAUGGGGGCGGCGGGAACUCAGCGGAGCAAGCGACAAGUGGUGGAUCUGGACGGGACUGUGGUGGCUGAAGGGGACGCGGGUAUGGAGACCAGCGACGAGGAGGAUGAGGAUGAGGACGAGGAUGAUGAGAUGGAGGCGGAGGGGGCGGGAGGGCAACAGGCGCCGCGGGCGAUGCCCCUGGAGCCGCCGGUGCCGCGGGGGCCGGUGGUUGACGAGGACGGGUUCACGAUGGUGCAGGGCAAGGGCCGACGUGGAAAGCGAUAA
Molecule: messenger RNA, 633 nt
Organism: Volvox carteri f. nagariensis
Lineage: Eukaryota; Viridiplantae; Chlorophyta; Chlorophyceae; Chlamydomonadales; Volvocaceae
Exons: 4
Coding region: 1-633 (210 amino acids)
Biological process (GO): maturation of SSU-rRNA from tricistronic rRNA transcript (SSU-rRNA, 5.8S rRNA, LSU-rRNA)
Cellular component (GO): nucleus
Source: RefSeq, a predicted model, not a curated record